AUGUCAGAUUCUAAGAUCUUGAUUUAUCUCAUGCGUCGGGACCUACGAGUGGCCGAUAACCCAAUCCUCCAUUCUCUCAUUCAUAACAAGGAUCAUGGUUUUACCCAUCUUCUCCCACUCUAUGUUUUUGCCGCACAACAAAUCGAGGUCUCGGGAUUUAUUCCUGAGGAUGGAGGCAAGAGUCCCUACCCAGAGGCUAGAAGUCAACUCGGCGCAUUCUGGAGAUGUGGUCCUCAUAGAGCGAAGUUUUUGGCGCAAAGUGUUUGGGAUUUGAAGGAUGGUUUUGAGAAGAUUGGAAGUGGAUUGUCCAUCCGGGUGGGGAUGGUUGACGAAAUAGUGAAAGGAUUAAUCGAGAGAUUUGAAGAAGGAGCCGGCAGCAAGGUUUCUGCAGUGUGGAUGACUUCUGAAGAAGGAGUCGAGGAAAAGCGAGAAGAGCGCUCAACGAAGAAAAUUUGCGAUAAGGCUGGCGUUGACUUCAAAUUGUGGCAAGAUGAGAAAUAUUUUGUCGAUGAUCGAGAUCUUCCAUUUGAGGAUCCAAAAGACCUCUCCGACAUCUACACGACCUAUCGCAAAAGUGUUGAGCCCCUUCGUAAUGCGCCACGUCCAGAUUUACCAAAGCCAGAAAUGAAUUCGUUGCCACCUUUCCCUACCGACGUUCCACCUCAGCAUUCUCCAUUCGUGAUUCCAACAAAGUAUGAGGAAAUUGAGGCAGCGCUUCUCAAGCCAAUCAAUUCGCAACCUUUAGUUAAAAAUCCACCCAAGUGCCCUGAGAAUACCCUCUCGGUACAUCCUUUUACAGGUGGCGAAUCUCAUGCGCAAGAACGACUCGAACACUUGAUCACUUCUGGCUCAAUCACUGGUUAUAAAUCCAGUCGCAAUGGUCUUAUGGGUACCGAUUUCUCCACAAAACUUUCAGCAUACCUCGCUCUUGGUUCAAUCACUUCGCGUCAAAUCCAUGCCUCAAUGUCUGUCUUCGAAAAUGGAUCCACUUCUGAUGACAGGUACAAAGACCUAGAAGGAUACGGAAACGGUGAAAACGAAGGCACAUAUGCUGUACGAUUUGAGCUUCUUUGGAGAGACUAUAUGCGUCUCUGCACUCGUAAAUUUGGACCCCAGCUUUUCCGUUUGGGUGGAUUCAAAGCUGAGGGAAAUGCACAUUCAAAAUGGAGCAGGCUAGAUUCGCCAAAAGAUGGUUUCUCAAAAGAACAGAUUCAAGAAAUUGUUGAAAGAUUCCUAAACGGUACAACUGGAAUGGGGUUCAUUGAUGCUUCUCAGAGAGAAAUCUAUCAUACGGGAUAUACGAGCAACCGCGCACGUCAAAAUGUCGCUUCCUUCCUCUCUAAACACCUUUACAUUGAUUGGAGAAUCGGUGCAGAGUGGUAUGAGUGUAUGCUGGUCGAUUACGAUGUCAGUUCAAAUUGGGGUAACUGGCAAUAUGUCGCAGGAGUGGGCAACGACCCUCGAGGUAACGAUCGUAUCUUCAACCCUGUCAAACAAGCUUUCGACUACGAUCCGAAGGCUGAAUAUGUUCUCGCUUGGGUUGAUGAAUUACGAGGUGUAGAUGAGUUAGGUCAAAUUUUCCAGGCUUGGACUAUUAAUGAUGAAGAGAAAAAAGAAGAAUUGGGUAUUGCGGAUACGGAUAUGGUUAAAAACCCAUUGAAGAGAAUUGAUUUCAAGGUCAAUAGAGGUAGGGGUGGAGGAGUUGGAGGUGGAGGUGGAAGAGGUGGCGGUAGAGGUAGACCCCCUUAUCGACCUCAUGGGGGAGAUAGAUGGAUGGGUAGAAGACCUAGUCCUCAAGAUCAAGGACGAGGUAGUUGGUAUGGUGGAAGAGGUGACCGAGGCUAUCAAACCCGAGGAUAUCAAGGGAGAGGAUACAGAGGCAGAGGUGACCGCGGAAGAGAAAUGAGAACCGGCAUGAUGGAUAAGGAGAGAGAGGCUACUGCAGAUAACGAGUAA
Sclerotinia sclerotiorum 1980 UF-70 is the source of this 1956-nucleotide messenger RNA. RefSeq lists its product as hypothetical. The transcript has 2 exons. Lineage: Eukaryota; Fungi; Ascomycota; Leotiomycetes; Helotiales; Sclerotiniaceae. The record is from RefSeq and is a predicted model, not a curated record. Gene Ontology annotation, biological process: photoreactive repair. Bases 1 to 1956 code for a protein of 651 amino acids. Gene Ontology annotation, molecular function: FAD binding; damaged DNA binding; deoxyribodipyrimidine photo-lyase activity.